AUGGAGAAAUCAGUACAAAGAAAGAAUGCGGACAGUUGUAGUUGCAGAACAUGCUUAGUGCCACCAUGGGGAUUUUCAGACCUAGAAGAAGAAAAAUUGUAUUCGGCUUACACCCAACAACAGCGACACCGAGCCGUGCCGCGUCUGCUUGCCGCAGGUGUCCUUUUCCAAAGUUUUGCUAUUAUUGUCCCUGGAGAAAGAGAUUUAUAUUUUGCGUACGCGUCGGUAGCGAUAGCGCUGUUGGCCAACCUAUCUCUCGCUAUGCUAUACGCAUGUACACGACGUUCCCGCAACGCCCUCACUCAUAUAGUUUGGCUAGUACUGUGGGCACAGCUUCUGGUGAGCGCGUCCCGUAGACUCGGAGAUUCUUACAACGAGUUGCUGGGAUGGGCGGUCAUAUUACAAUAUUUCACACUCGCAACACUACCGUUCCAUUACCUGCUGUUGAUGUUUUAUAGUGCAUUAUCAUUGUCUGCGUAUCUCCUCGUGCAAUAUUACAACGCUUUAACUGCGGAAAGCAGACUCGCCGAUGAUUUUCAUUAUCAACAAGCUGCAAAUGCUUCGUUAUUAAUAGGAGCAACAAUGCUGGGUGGAACAGCGUACGCUAUUAGUGAGAGGCAACAGCGCUGCUCUUUACAGGAAACAAAAAGAAGUCUCCGUGACAAGCUCACUAUUGAACAACAAAGUAAAGAGCAGGAACGUUUAUUACUUUCAGUACUUCCAGAGCACGUAGCUGUACAAAUGCGGCAAGAUCUAGGUCUCAUUGACACGCAGUUCAAAAAAAUUUAUAUGUCGCGCCAUGAAAACGUUAGUAUCCUGUAUGCAGACAUCGUAGGCUUCACAGCAAUAUCAUCCACUUAUUCUGCGCAAGAUCUCGUUGCAAUAUUGAAUGAACUGUUCGCCCGUUUCGAUCGCCUUGCAGAGAAAUAUCAACAACUUCGUAUAAAAAUUUUGGGUGACUGUUACUACUGUAUCAGUGGUGCGCCUAUAGAGCGAUCCGACCAUGCAGUACUUUGUGUUCAUAUGGGAUUAUCCAUGGUAAAGGCAAUAAAGUAUGUGCAACAAACGACUAAUUCACCUGUGGACAUGCGAGUCGGUAUUCACACAGGAGCCGUGUUAGCCGGAGUUUUAGGUCAACGGCAGUGGCAGUUUGAUGUUUAUUCCCGAGACGUUGAGCUAGCUAAUAAAAUGGAGAGCAGUGGAAUGGCUGGACGAGUCCAUGUAUCUGAAGUAACACUAGGUUUUUUAAACAAUGAAUUCGAAGUAGAACCAGCACACGGAGAGCGCCGUGAGGAAAUGUUGAGGCAAGCCGGUAUAAAGACAUAUUUCAUUGUACGAGUUCUAAAACCAUACCAGGGAGACGAGAAGAGUGCGCUUGAAGGCGAGGUGGAGGGUGGCGAGACGGGCGACACGCUCUCGGAUCUCAGAGACGAGGACGAGGACUCGGUUUUGUCACCACAAGACGAGAAGAAGGAUAAUGAAGAAACUAAAAUACUUACUAUGUUGCAAGAGGAGCUCGUCAACAGAGAUGACGACAAGGAACUGGCUGACGCAACGACUCUCUGCCUAACAUUCAAAGGAUCAGAAGUUGAGGCUGCGUUUGCCAACCGCAGUGAUCCGUGCCCUCUAGCGUUGGCGGCGCCUCCUCUCAUGCUACUUCCAGCCGUAGUCGCCCUCGCCAGCUUCGCUGUCCCCCCCACCUGGGCUCUUCAUGCGGUGUACCUGGCGUUAGUGCUUGAGACAGGCCUAAUAAACAUCAUCUACUAUAUGCACUACAGAUACACGCAAUAUAAGAAAAGAUCAGUGAAUCCCAAUUGGAAAUUAACCUGUGGCACAUUCAACAUAGCGAUAUUUGUCGCCGCCAAUGUCGCCCCUUUGAUCAUUUGCGGCAGUUACGAAACGAUGAUUGAAGACGGAUUGUUGGAUACUUCACUGGGACAUCAAGGCGCGCGCCGCUGCUUGCAUCCUUCGUAUUACUAUCACGUGGGUGUAGGAGCGGCGUGUGGCGUGCUGUGGAUAUCGCCGAUGAGUGGGAGCGCGCGCGGGGCGCUGCUGGUGGCGCUGGCGCUGGCGCACGCGGUGCCGGCCGGCCUGCAUCCCGCCCUGCUCACAUCCAGACCCUCCCUCGACCGCGACCCUUACCUGCAACCAUACAACGCUACGGCUGACUACAACGAACAACUCUUCGCCAUACUGUCACAAAUCCACGGCGGCCGUCAUAUACUGAUGCUGUUUUUCGUCGUUAUGUCUAUAUUUAUAUUUAACAGAUACACGGAAUCUCUGGAGCGCGCGCGGCACUCCCGCGGAGAGCGCAUGCGCGCGCAAGCCGAGCAGGCGAGCGACCUGCGCCGCCGCAACCAGCAGCUCAUACACAACGUAUUGCCGCCGCACGUUGCCACGCACUUCAUGGGCGCCCGCCACCAUCACCGUGACCUCUACAGUCAGAGCUAUGCAGAGGUUGGCGUGUUAUUCGCGUCUAUGCCCAACUUCUCAGAAUUUUACUCGGAAGAAACAGUCAACAACCAAGGCUUAGAGUGCUUACGAUUUCUCAAUGAAGUGAUAUCGGAUUUUGAUUUGUUGCUGGAAGACUCCAAAUUCAGUAAAGAUAUAAUAAAGAUAAAGACCAUCAGCUCCACAUACAUGGCCGCUUCAGGGCUAAAUCCCACGCGACAGAUGCAGCCUUCAGACUGCGUGGUAGUGCGGUGGGCGCACCUGGCGUGUCUGGUGGAGUUUGCAUUGGAGCUGCAACGCGUACUGGCCGCCAUCAACGAGCAGUCGUUUAACCACUUCGUGCUGCGCAUGGGCGUCAACCACGGACCGAUUACAGCGGGCGUGAUCGGAGCACGCAAACCGCACUACGACAUAUGGGGAAACACUGUCAACGUCGCCUCGCGUAUGGAGAGCACCGGCAAGGCGGGAUGCAUACAGGUGACUGAAGAAACAUGCGAGAUUUUACAAAGUUUCGGCUACUAUUUUGAACAACGCGGCUUAGUGGCGGUCAAAGGCAAGGGCCAGUUGAUGACGUAUUACUUGCAGGGCAAGCGGGAAACUCCCGCCGGCCAUGCCAAGCCGACAGUAGAGGAAAUAGGGGUCGAAGCAAAUGCCGGUGAUGCGCUCCUUGUGAACGGCGACGCGACCGUCACGCCACAACCGCGCGUCGCGCACGCGCACCCCGACUCCGGCGCCGACCGACCCUUGUUACAGAAAUAGACUAACCGUGUCAUUCAUAACGGCCUUUCCAACAAACUGCAUCUGAUUAAAAAGCAAUAGAUACGGGCAUCAAAAUAAUAUAAUUUAUUUCGUAUUUUGUGUAUACCUCAAUAUUUUUAAGUACAUGAUUAAGACAUGUGUUGAUAAGGUUUCCGACCUUUUAUAUUUAUACUUACGUAUACAAAUUACAAUGUCGUAUUAUAGUCAUAGUUCAUCAUCCAAAAGUAACAACACUUUCUUUGACAUAGUGUUCAUACACUUAUUGGAAGGAUAUGCCAAUAUCAUCGAUUUAGUAAAUUAGUGUGGUCUAUAGUUACCGUGCUAUUUAUUAAUAGGCUUCAUUCACCAGAUAAAUUAGAAAAAAAAACUCUAAAAAGUAAAAAUCUAAAUUUGUUUUUUCCUUUAAUUUUGGAGUGAUGAAAAUAAUUAUUAUAAGGAGUCCGACACGGUAACACUUGGAUUAAAAUAUUACUAGGCAUUUAAAAUAAAGUUGAAGGACAAACACAAUUACCUUGUUUACGUUUUAGAGGUUAUUUGAGUCGGGGGCUACACUUUUAGUUUAAUUUUUAUUUUAAAGUUAUGGAAUCUUUUCUCCACUAUGCACUUCGAUCAUCAACCAUCUGAUCUAUUCGUAAGAAAAUAUUCUUAUGAGCCUAAACACGUCAUAUAUGCUGUAAAUUGCUAAUUAGUUGGGUAUCCUGCAGACUACUUGAUGCUGCAGCAUCGGGUUAAGCUUAACAUGCCUUAGAGAUACGUGGUAUCUUUGUGGUACUUCAGUGGUGAAGUAACAGGACAAAACAUUUCAAACCAAUCGGACAUGUGCGAGUUAGAAAUGGGGUGACGAUCUUCAAACAUCUGAAUAGAUUUUCAUAAAUUAUAGCUAAGAACCAUGUUGACCACAUCAGCUUUCAAACAGCAAAAUCGGUCCAUUCGUUUGGGAACUACGGUGCCGUACACAUACCUCCAGGCACAAAGAUACAUAUUUUAAAUUUAUAACACAUUUGUUUUCGUCGGGCGUGAAAUUAAAAACCUAUUAUUUGUAUGCAAAAAAUAUAUUCAAUGAAAGAGCAUAUUGAGGUAUAACAACCGCAUCGAGUGAAGAAUAACAUGAUUUGUUUUAUAAAACGUAGUGCCCGAAGACUACCUAUUUAAUUAAUCAAAUUAAUUAUUUAUUUUAUUUUUAAUUCGACGUAAAAUAAUAUAAAAUUAAUUUUACAAUACGCAGCCGUGUUUGCCAGGUGUUUAUCAUGUCAUUAAAUUGUCCACUCAUUUGAUCACAAUAAUCUUAAAAUAAAACUUGCUAAAACAAGUUUUAGUUGUCAAGUCUGUUCGAUAUUCCUCUAAUAAAUAUUAUUGUGGUACUCUCAUGAUACCUAUAUAAGUAUGUACUUAUGGUAUGUACCCUAGCAAUAUAUAUCGAUAGGUUUUUGAAUAAACGUAAUAGUAAGUAAUAUAUCGCUAUAAUUGAUAACAUAACAUUAUAUAAAUACAUUAUACGUGUAAUGAAAGAAUUCAUCCGGUAAAUACCAUUUGUAAUAGUUCUACGUGUAUGUAUUGCAUGAAUGUUACCUCGUUAGUACCCGAUGCUAAUGAGCUUCGGCGAUGACUAAUUCCAAUUGUUAAUACUUAUUUUUUAUUUCUAUAAAACUAUUAGUAAAUAUGUUCGGUGAAUUUUAGAAAUAUAGACAUCAUUAUGAAAUCGAAAUAGUUUCGUGUACGAAAUUCAUGGUGUAAUACACAUUAAAAUAUAAAUGCGUCAAUGUUACCGUCGCGGUAUUUUAAUUGCAUUAUUAAGUUAUGUUUAAUAAUGGGAAAGCGUGCGCCGUCUAAUGGGUUUUACGUAAUUGGACAAAUGUCACUCAAUAUAGCCUAGACAUAUACACUUGUAGGUGUGUAAAGCGAAUCUUUGUGGACUUCUCGAUGUAAUAAUAUGUAUUAAUGCAGAUGAAUGUACUUGAUAGAGAAUAAAAUCAUUUAUUCUUCGCCUUUUAUCUUUGUGAGAUAACGUAGCGAAUUUUAGUAUGUAAGGAGUUUAUAAAACACUUAUAUUUUGAUAUACUAAAUUAUAUUGUUUCCGUGCAGUUAUUUACAAUAUAGGUUCGCUAUAUGAUCACUUAGUUCGUAUUACUCGAUAGAUGUAUUGUUAAAGAUAAAUUACAUUGCUAUGCAAUAGUAAUCUUUAUAGUGUUAAACUUAAUUUAUAACUUCCGUUUUAUUGUAGUUGUAAACCAGGCACAUACAUUUUCUUUGUUUUUUCAUUAAGGCUUUAUGUUAAAUAUAUACUGUAUGUAACAAUUAUGCAGUUGGAAGCAAUAUUGUAGUGCAUGGAAUAAGAUUUCAGUUUGAUGAAGUCAUAUUAUUAUUGAAUUUCCUUUUAAUGAAUGAGUUAACUUAGUUCCUAAUCUGUAUGUUCUAUUAAUUCGUUUGCAAUACACGACUCUACGAUAAAACUACUUAUACACAUAUUAGUUUACCGAAGCGUUAUUUAAAGGCUGGACUAAAUUGCAACAAUGAUAGAUUUUUUACAUUUUAUUGUGACCAUAAUUCGUUUUCCUAGUAACGCAAAAUGGUAUUGGCUUUAGUACGGAUUAUUUCAUCGAACUAUAUUAUUAUAUUCACUGAAUAAAUUAAGAUUUAAGGUGAAAAUAAUUUUACAAACACGAUAUACUGCUUUAACGUUUUUAUUAUUAUUCAGGCCAGUGAUAUGUUAAGCAAUAAGCGGUCGAAUCAUAACAAUGAUGCACACAAUAUGUGCCUACACAAAAACAUGUUGUUCGUAUGCCAGUUUCACAGUUAUGUAAUGAUCUCGGUGCAGAUGUAUGAGAAUCUGCGAAUUAUAUUGCCCCUUCUUAUCUUUACUUAUUAACGUAGCAAUAUUGUGAUAUUGGUUGUUAGGUAUUAUUAAAUGAUUAGUAAGCUUAGUUAGUUGCUUAAUCUCAUCGUAUGUAUUGACCGUGCGCCGCAAUGAGGUGUUACCUCACUGUGUGAUCCACCCUGGCAGCGAGUCACUUUGCGUAUAGUACAAUAAUAAUUAAAUAUUGUGCUUCUGUGAGUCGCUUAGGUUUAUCUAUUUAGUUUAAGUAUUUGACGUGUCUUGUUGUAAUAGAGUAAAUGUAUGUGAUUUACGUAGCUAAUAUAGGGGCUAGAUGUCAUUGUUAGUGAAGAUAUUUCAUUAGUGUAUUAAAGAUCAACUAUUAGUUAAUAAAUUAUCAUAUAUUAGGACUUUCAGUGGUGAUAUUAUUACUAAUACAUACUUAGGUCUAUGUAGAAAGAUGAUUUUAUUUUUUUCUCUCUAGUGAUAUAUCUUCCUGUGAUUUGUGACUAUUAAUAAUUUUAUACCUACAUAUUCUAGCUCAAAAAUCUAAAGGUUGAACUUUACUUGGCUAUAAUUUUAUUAAAUAAAGCAAUAACU
This is a messenger RNA of Manduca sexta (tobacco hornworm), 6622 nucleotides long. RefSeq names its product adenylate cyclase type 3 (gene Ac3). Gene Ontology annotation, molecular function: adenylate cyclase activity. The coding region runs from base 1 to 3210 and encodes 1069 amino acids. Gene Ontology annotation, biological process: intracellular signal transduction; cAMP biosynthetic process; adenylate cyclase-activating G protein-coupled receptor signaling pathway. The record is from RefSeq and is a predicted model, not a curated record. NCBI's taxonomy places the organism in Eukaryota, Metazoa, Arthropoda, Insecta, Lepidoptera, Sphingidae. The transcript is spliced from 20 exons.